CGCACCUCUGACGUCACCAGGAAGUUCCGGGCCAGUUCCUAUGUUGACAUUAUGACAACGCUGCCAACAACAAAGUAGAAAUUAUUUUAUAUUAUUGUUAAUUUUGCUGACUUUACGUGAUAUUUACCGUCCACAGUUAUUUAUAACUACCCGUCUCAUGACUAUCGACACGUAGCAGGAUGGACAGCCGUUGUUAUUGCUGUGCAUCAAAGUUUAGUCUCUUCAAGAAGGAGCUGGGCUGUAAGAGCUGCGGCCGCUCCUUCUGCUCCAGCUGUUUGUCUUUCAGUGCUUUGGUGCCUCGCUGUGGAAACACCCAACAGAAGGUCUGCAAGCAAUGUCAUGGCAUCCUGACGAGUGGGGAGUCUCCAAACCAUGCUGGAAGAUGGUCUCCUCCUGAAAAUUACAAGAAACGGGUCGCUGCGUUCAAUGCCAAACAGCAGGGACAGUCUACACAACCGGCUGUACCUGGAGGGAUGGGCAACAGCAAACUGGGCCAUCUACCAGUAAAAGGCCUGACUAAAGAAGAUCAGGCUAUUGCUGAGAGACUUCAGAAGCUGAAAGAAGACACAAAACCAAAGUCUAUUCCUUCUGAGAGGGAGAUUGAGUCUCGUCUUGCUGCACUGAAAGCUCCCAGCCAGCCGGUGCCUUCUGCCGCAGAGAUGGAAGAUCGUUUAGCUGCUCUACGGGGUCAACAGCCACCAUCUCAAGCUCCUCGACCCGUGCAUCAGCCUCCCGAUAACCGGACUAAGACUGAGCAAGCCAAUGAUUUAAUAACUCAGAUGACAGAGGAAGUUGCCAUUGACAACCAGCAAUCAAACCUAGAACGCGGUGUAGACGACCUUAUGAACGAUCUCAACAAAGGGGAGGAGGCAACAUUGGAUGAGAACUUGGAGGAGAACCAGAAUGUAGUGAAGAAACUGGAGGCUGAGAAAGACCAUCUGCUCGAGGAAGCCAUGGAGGAGCUGAGAAAAGAGCAACAUUCCCAGGAUCAGAUCCUCCAAAUGGCCAAGAGGCUGGCGCAGCUGAAGGGGCAGGACCCAGACAAAGUAACAAUGCAAGACUUCCAGCAUCCUGACAGUGAAGAGGAGACUGAAGAACAGGCUGUGAUGAGAGUGUUAAAACAGCUCUCAGAAGAAACUGCACUUGAUGAGGCCAGCGGCUACAAUAUACCCUUUGAACAGAGUGGCCCGGAAAACACUGAGAAGAAAAAAACCUCUAAUAAACCGACUCCGGCACCCAAGAGCAAAGUUUUACCAGCUGCUGUCGCGCAUCAGUCAUCAGACAGUGACGACGAAGAACUUCCAUGGUGCUGCAUCUGUAACCAUGACGCCACCGUUCGCUGUCACACCUGUGAUGGAGACCUGUAUUGCAACCGUUGCUUCCGGGAAGGCCAUGAUAAAUAUGACAGGAUGGAGCAUCGAACCACGAACUACACUGCUCCAAAGAAGAAAAAGAAGAAUAAGACGUGAUGAUGAAGCCCUGCUGCAUGUCUUUGCCUUAGCAGCUUGGAUGACUGUAAGACUUUAGCCUAACGUGACUUCCUUUUGUUGCUGUAAUGGCACAUUAGAAAAUUCACUACAUACUGUAUUAUUUAAAGGAAGACAGAACUCUUCUCAAUCCAUAAACAUAUUUUAACAAGUUUUUUUUAAUUUAGGAAAGAGGUGUGGCUCUUUUCUGUAACUGCUAAGAGCGAUAUACUGUACAUUUAAAUGAAGAAACCCUUACGCUUUAAUCCUGGCAGAGCUAAGGCUUAGAAAUAGACAUAGCAUUGACAUAGUCAUACUGUAAAAUACAGCAUGGAUAAUAUGCAAAAUGUAGUUUAUGCUUGUGUAUGGUGAGAAAUAAAAUAAAGAUACAAGUAAGUAACAUUCCGCAGAGUCUUGGUAUUUUAGCAAGACUGCAUAGCUGCUGCCAAACUUACUAAGAAGCAUGAUUCCCCACCCCCACCCCCCUUUUUGUCAGUUGUCCUACUUCCUGUUGGUAACAAAGGUUUAUUCUAAGUAUACUUGGCCCUCAUCAUCAUUUGAUGCUUUUUUUAAAUGCAUAUACAGAAAGCAGACAGCUUAUGAGCUCAUCUGGGAAGGUGCGGAGUCCCAGACUAUUGUCUUCUCCAGACUGACGAAGCAGAGUCAGUAUAAAAAGAAUCAAUGGGGGCUUUGUUUUUCUUUCAUUCUUGUAGUCUGUUUCUGGCUGUAAUCCUGACACCAGAACUGGCUUUUUUGUCUUUAUGUGUAGUGUCAUUAUAAAUUAAACAAAACAG
Messenger RNA from Cololabis saira (Pacific saury), 2260 nucleotides. It is a transcript of the gene zfyve19, whose product is annotated as zinc finger, FYVE domain containing 19. The record is from RefSeq and is a predicted model, not a curated record. Gene Ontology annotation, molecular function: phosphatidylinositol-3-phosphate binding; metal ion binding. Lineage: Eukaryota; Metazoa; Chordata; Actinopteri; Beloniformes; Belonidae. The transcript is spliced from 11 exons. The coding region runs from base 180 to 1469 and encodes 429 amino acids. Gene Ontology annotation, biological process: mitotic cytokinesis checkpoint signaling; abscission. Gene Ontology annotation, cellular component: midbody; cleavage furrow; centrosome.